UUUUCGAAUUUAAUCAAACAUACUCAAUACUCAAAACACAUAGGACACAAAGUGCUUUUACAAAAACAAAUCAAAAAAACAAACAAAAAACAAAAGAUUUAGAAGACACAGGAGGAGCAAUAGGAGCACACCCAAUCCCUCGAAGGAUUAGUUCAAAUUCCUUGGAGCAGCUUAAUCCCUUGGUGCUGUUCAAUCCCAUGAAGCUAUAGCCCCUGAAAGGAGCUUAAUCCCUUGAAGAAAUCCCACCUGCCGUCAUGCACCAGAACCAAUUCAUCUACUCCCGCGAGAGGCGUCGCUUUGGCCGGCAGUGUCGGUUCCAGGAUCGCAAUGAACUGAUUGUCAGCGUGCAUCCCAGUGGCCGCCAGCGGCUGAAGUAUAUCCUGCGCAAUCCGGCGGUGCAGGCCACCCAGCUAAGUUGCCAGAUGGCGCUGACCACCAUGGAGACGGAGAACGUGACGUUGGACCACCGCGGCAUGGACCACUACGAGGGCGGCUGGCCCAAGGAGGUCAACUCGCUGGACGAGGAGCAGACGCUGCGCCACCGCAAGAAGGUGGAGCGCGAGGACAGCUGGGGUGAGCAGGUGCUGGCGAUGAUUCGCACCACCAUGGCCGUGGCGGAGCAGAACAACACGCUGAACAUCUACCAGAACUUCUUUGCGGAUCUGCCGCUGGAGCUGGGCCACGACAUCCGGAUGAGUUUCCGGGCCAGGGUAUGCAAUGUCUUCCAUGACCUGUGGCUGCCGGCCCGUCGCCUCAGAUCCAUCGAAUGGAUGCCCAACAACGAUCGCCAGUUCAUGACCCAAUUCACCAAUCAAUUUCGCCGGGGAGAGCGAUUGCGUUUCCUCGCUGAUGAGCCAUUUGGCGAGACAAAUGCCUCGUUUGUGUGGGAUGUGAAGAAUCCACUGAAGCCGAAGAUCACCUACGACUGCCACGACCCGGUGUCGCUGGCCAAGAUCUGUCCCAAGGACGAGAACAACAUGGUGGGCGGCACGGGGCUGGGCCAGGUCUGUCUGUGGAGCACCCUGGAGGGCGGCCUGCCGGUGCGCAAUUGCCCCCUGGAGGUGUCCCACAGGGAGACCACCUCGGCCCUCUGCUGGGUCCACUCCAAGUCCAACACGGAGUUCUAUUCGGGUUCGCUGGACGGCUCCAUCAAGUACUGGGACACCAGGGACCUGAAGAUGCCCAUGCAGGAGCUGCUGCUCGAACCGGAGCCGCAGGAGCGACAGUCCCGAAUGGAUUCGCAUGGAGUGACGGUGCUGGAAUUCGAGUACACCAUCCCGGUGCGUUUCAUCAUUGGCAGCGACAUGGGUCAUGUGUUUGUGGGCAAUCGCAAGGGCAUGACGCCGACGGAAACCCUGCUGGCCAACUAUCCAUUGUUCGCCGGACCCGUGCGCGGUAUCAACCGGAAUCCGUUCUUUGUCAAGAACUUCCUGAUCACCGGAGAUUGGCGGGCCAGGAUCUGGUCGGAGGAGGCCAAGGACGGGCCAUCGACCAUGUAUUUCCGCAAGCAGACACAGAUCGUUUGCGGUGCCUGGAGCACGGGUCGCUGCUCCCUGUUCGUCACUGGAGAUCUCAAUGGAGUGGUCGACUUCUGGGAUCUGCUGCUCCACCAGCGAGAGCCCAUUCAUUCCAUUGACUUCAAGGUCACCAUUGCGGACGUCGUCUUCCGGCCGGAGGGCGAUCUCCUGGCCGUUGCCCUGCAAAACGGCGACACUCACAUCCUGACCCUCGACGAGUCCAUGCGACAGGCCACCGGCAAGGAGAAGGCACUCAUAGCAGCCAUGUUCGAACGUGAGAUUGUGCGGAGUAAACUUCUGGAGGCUCGUUACGAUGAAGUCAAGCUGAAGCGGAAAACGCUUUUGCAGGCGGAGGAGGAUCGGUUGCGGAUGGAGCAGGAAAUGAGCGCCAUCGUCGAGCUGGAUCCCGACAAUCCCGAUGAGUUCGUGAUGAUGAUCGAGGGCGACGAAGAAUUCCGGACGGCCAUCAGUGAGUUCCAGGACAUAAUACUCAGUGUGGAGAAAAAGCGCUCCAAGAGGCAGGUGAUCAAUGAGCCCACGGUCUUCGAGGAGUGGAGUCCGCACGACGAGCUACUCCAGGGGGAUCUCAUCACAUACACAUAUCCCGGUAAUAAGCCACCGUCUCCAAUGAACAACGACAUUAGGUUUUCUCUUGAUCAAAGAUAUUCGGAGGGCUCAGCCAAACAAUAGUAAAUAAAAUUGAGUGCACUGAUAAGCAAAAAGGGAAA
This is a messenger RNA of Drosophila elegans, 2245 nucleotides long. RefSeq names its product dynein intermediate chain 3, ciliary. NCBI's taxonomy places the organism in Eukaryota, Metazoa, Arthropoda, Insecta, Diptera, Drosophilidae. The coding region runs from base 255 to 2207 and encodes 650 amino acids. Gene Ontology annotation, molecular function: dynein heavy chain binding; dynein light chain binding. Gene Ontology annotation, cellular component: outer dynein arm. Gene Ontology annotation, biological process: outer dynein arm assembly; cilium movement. The transcript has 2 exons. The record is from RefSeq and is a predicted model, not a curated record.